This is a messenger RNA of Gamsiella multidivaricata, 1856 nucleotides long. RefSeq lists its product as uncharacterized. The transcript has 5 exons. Gene Ontology annotation, biological process: ubiquitin-dependent protein catabolic process; protein ubiquitination; mitotic cell cycle checkpoint signaling. Gene Ontology annotation, cellular component: nucleus. Gene Ontology annotation, molecular function: protein binding; ubiquitin-protein transferase activity. NCBI's taxonomy places the organism in Eukaryota, Fungi, Mortierellomycota, Mortierellomycetes, Mortierellales, Mortierellaceae. The coding region runs from base 79 to 1773 and encodes 564 amino acids. The record is from RefSeq and is a predicted model, not a curated record.
CAUAUGUCGCGUCUCUAAUCCCUCAUUCAUUCUACUUUCCGCACACAUCUCAUCUCUCCUCCAUUCCACCACAGCACAAUGAGCUCCAAUUCCGACAACUUGACGCUACCUGUAGAGAAUGAAAUCGAUGGCCUGCCCGAAGACGAGGAAUCACCAACUCAGGAUGGCAACAAUGUUCUCGUCAGCCUGUGUUCCCUCACGCCGACGGCAAAGAAUAUUGAUCUCACCAGAAACAAGACGAUUGUUGGAAGGAAUGCAGCGAAAUGCACUGAAGGGGCUGUGCUGAUGGGCGAUACUAUCUCAGGAACGCAUUUCGAGAUCACGUCGCGGUCAAUGCAGGAUUCAAAGGCUGCAAUCUGGAUCAAAGACACUUCGUCGAAUGGCGUAUGGGUCAACAAUACGCGAAUCGCCAAGGACGAGCCGAUAAAGAUUUUCAACAAGGACAUCGUCAGCUUCGCCGCGUCAAAUGGAUCACAAGGCAAGGAUACCCUUUCGUUCAUACUCAUGGACAACAGAAAGAGAGCAGCAUCUAAGGGGCCCCAGCAGGACCGGGCGAAACGACUCCACGAGGAAGUAGACGCCCAGUCUUCAAUACAAGAUUCUGGACCGGACGCAAAGAAGAAGAAGGCAGACGCGGAUGAGGAUGAGGCUAAUGAUUUCGAAAAAGAGUUCAGUUGUGGUAUUUGUUACGAGAUCAUGCACAAUGCUCUUGUCCUUCAGCCAUGUCUCCACGCGUUCUGCAAAGAGUGUUGCAAAAUCUGGUUCCAGAGAUCGUCCGAAUGUCCCAGCUGUCGACAGGGUGUGGCUAGGACUAAGCGCGACUUCAAGCUCAACAAUCUCAUCGCUGUCUUCCUCAGAGCCCGGCCACAUAUGAAGAGGGAAGACGCAGAAGAUGAUGGCGCUGAUAGCGAUAGCUCUGAUGUUGUCAAGAAACGCCGCGGCAGGAAUCGCCAUCAUGGCGACGAUGACAUCGACAUCGAGGAGGAAGACGAUGAGGACGACGACGACGACGAUGAUGAGUACGACAUCCGGGUCAUCUUUGAUAACAACGCUGGACGGGAUUUACCCCUUCAUCCCAAUUUUGCUCAACUUCCGCCAGGUUGCCCAUGUUGCGAUGUAGACAACACUCUCGGAUAUGUCUGCCCAGUUGAAUUACGGCUUGGGCCAUUACCACAGAACCCAACAUAUGGGGAGUAUUUUGAUCGUCGCGCCAUUCAACCGGGUCAUAUACAAUGUUUGGCCUGUACGAAGCAUUUGCCUAUCAUUCCUCAGGAUGUCGAGGAGGCAGUCGCGGACAAAUUCAGAUGCAAAAUGUGUCAUAUUGCAUCCUGCGGGUGUCAGACGAAGAGUGUCGAGGAUUACAUUGUACACUCCGUGCCUAUCAAUGGAUAUUUGAACAAUAGUGAAGAGAAAAUCAUCAAUGAUUAUCUGAGAGAAAAGAACCGCACCCCAGCGUCGGUCUGGCAGGAAAUUAAGGAUGGCAUUGACAAUGGCGAUUUUUCGUACCUGGGAACGACGGACAGACCUGCGGCACGCGGACAGGACGUGACCAGUGCCAGUAAGCUGUGCUUGGGGUGCGCUCGCGACUUCUUCGCUAAUGGACCACUAUACCAAUGGCGGGUCGCAAUAAGCCCAGAUGAGUUGCCUGCUGCUGUCAGAAAUCGAGAGAACUGCUGGUGGGGCAGAGAGUGUCGUACACAGCACAACUUCCUACGUCGAGGACAUGCGGAGCGACUCAACCAUAUGUGUGAGAAGCGGCGAGGCCGGACUUAGGCCCCGUAGCAGGACCCGAUCCUGCAGUAUGUCGGUUUCGAGAUUUCGUUAGUCCGUCGAGGGUCAAUAAAGCUAACUUCAAU